GAAUAGCAGAUGAUUGUGAACAAGUGUUGGUAGGAAUAGCAGGAGAAGAUGAUGAUUGUAAACGGGUUGUAUUGGUAGGAAUAUCAGAAAAAAAUAGGUUGGAAGGGUUAGCAGUAGGUAAAUUAUUGUCAGAAGGUG
Messenger RNA from Racocetra persica, 138 nucleotides. The record is from the annotation of a GenBank genome assembly. NCBI's taxonomy places the organism in Eukaryota, Fungi, Glomeromycota, Glomeromycetes, Diversisporales, Gigasporaceae.